AUGGACUGGAGUUUAGAGGAGGCUUGGAAGCGGACAGAUGAUAUUAUUGAGAGUGUUCAGCAGCAACCCCCUCCACUGAAACCCACGUCUUGUGGGGAAAAAUCUCUUCAGGAAAAACUGUAUGACAUUUAUGUGGAGGAGUGUGAAAAGGAGCCAGAAGCAGAGGGCCUUCGAAGCAAUGUCAACUUGCUAGAGAAGCUUAUGAAGAGAGAGCCAUUGCCAUGUUUAGUGGUCAGCCUGUACCCAGAAAACCAGGGCUAUUCUCUCAUGCUCAAGGAUAAAGAUGGAGUCCUUAUAGAGCCCUAUCCAGGGCCGUAUGUAGGACAGAAACUGCUUGAAUAUUUGGAUGCUGAAGAGUUACCUUCCUUUCUGAUUGAUAUUCUGGAAAAGUCUCCUGUGAAUGUUUUUCACAGUGGCUGUGUCAUAGCAGAAAUCCGAGACUACAGGCAGUGUGGUGACAUCUACCCUCCCGAGGAGCCUGCUGCAGAGGCUGCUGUGUUCUCUCCUGCUUGCCAAGUCCGGCAUAUUCUCUUACGUCCAACGAUGCAGUCUCUAGUAAGCGAUGUCGAGUCCAUGACAAGUGACAGCAGUCAGUGGACCCAGGAAGCAAAACUGGAGCUUGAGAGCCAACUGAUCUUAGCUACAGCAGAGCCACUGUGUCUGGAUCCUUCUGUUGCUGUCACCUGCACGGCCAACAAAUUGCUGUUUAAUGAGAAGAAGAUAAUGAUAGCCUCCAUGAAAAAAUCCUUCAUGGGUCAUGAUUGGUCCUGUCUAGACCUGGAGGAAGAAAAGCAUGCAUGUACAUCUCCUCCUGAUGUUGCAACAAUGAUCGCUUGCAGAAAACGAGCAGAGAUCAAACCAGGUGACCCAUACGAUCUGAAGAUCCCUGAAGCAGGAAAGUGUGUAGAUACAUGGAAGCAGAAACCCUGUGAACUGGUGGCCCCUUCAGAGGUGGAUGUGCAGAAAUACGCUAAAGGGAAGCAGUCUAGGCCCCAUGGCGAUGACUCAGAAUCCACAGCCUGGCCAGAUGACUCAGAAUCCACAGCCUGGCCAGAUGACUCAGAAUCCACAGCCUGGCCAGAUCCUGAGCUAAUCAGAUUUGUAUUUGGCGGACCCGGGGAGGAGCUGACGAGCUCGUACUCCCCACCGCAGCCCUGGGAGACGUCUCAGUGGUGUUUGGGGGCCCGAUUCGUGGCCCAUUUGCAGUUUGUGAGUCGCGUGGAACUGGGACUGUUGGGGGCUGCCCCACUGUCUGAGGGAUUCGUGACUCUUUUGGGAGACGAGGAGCCCGGGUCCUCAAAGUCUCCGUUUGAAUUCUUGCUUUCGGUUUUACGCCAAAGCCGCGCUGCGAGUUUCUGUCACUGGCGAGACGUCCAAGACAUUGCAAAUUACCAGUCAGUGGACGUUCGGAAGAGAUGCUGGGUAACUUUCUGUUCCUCGGAAUGGCCCACGUUCAAUGUGGGCUGGCCAAGGGAUGGUACUUUUGACAUCAAUGUUAUCUUACAGGUAAAGGCUAAAGUGAUGGAUCCUGGCCCUCACGGGCAUCCAGACCAGGUCGUGUAUAUCGUGAUCUGGGAGGCGAUGGCUUAUGACCCACCGCCCUGGGUCAAGCCUUUCGUCACCCCGAAACCCCCUCUGCACCUACUUUACCCCCUCCACUCCUUCGCACCCCAACGGGACCUCCGCCCCACUCCUCCCUGUACCCAACCCUCACCAAGUCCCCGGUGCCCAAGCCCCCUCCUCCAAAAGUCUUGCCCCCAGAUGAUGACCUACUGA
Messenger RNA from Microtus oregoni (creeping vole), 1776 nucleotides. Its product is annotated as transcription factor SPT20 homolog. Gene Ontology annotation, cellular component: SAGA complex. Gene Ontology annotation, molecular function: transcription coregulator activity. Bases 1 to 1776 code for a protein of 591 amino acids. NCBI's taxonomy places the organism in Eukaryota, Metazoa, Chordata, Mammalia, Rodentia, Cricetidae. Gene Ontology annotation, biological process: regulation of transcription by RNA polymerase II. The record is from RefSeq and is a predicted model, not a curated record. The transcript is spliced from 3 exons.